GAGACGCCUCACUGUGGUCUGACAUUAUCACCUACCUGCUUCACUUUCACUGUGUCUCGUUGACCCAGUUGUUCUCACCUCUGCCUGUUUUCUGCAUCUUCUCAAUAAUCUGCAUUUUAUUCCAAACAUCUUUUUUCUUCCCUCUCUUUUCCCCAUCUCUUCUUUCUCUAGCUGUCUGUUUUCCAUUCCAUCUGUCUCAGUCUUUCCAUCUGCUUCUCUGCUUUUACCCCUCCAUCUUUGUGUCCAACCACGUCUCACUCUCCCUUUUAUUUCUGCCUCCUACCCCCCCUCUGCCUUCACCAUGAGUCUGAGUCGCACCAAGAGAAUCAGCUCCAGCAACUCGGUCCGGAGCAGCAGCGGGUCCAGGAGGCUGAGCGUCUUCAGUCCGGGUCAGGGGGGUUUCAGUGGCAUCUCCCUGAGCAGCAGCUCUCUCUACGCAGGGGCCAACGGGCCCCACCACGGCCUCGGGUCCCCGCUGGCCGCCCUGUCGGUCAACAAGAGCCUGCUGGCCCCCCUGAACCUGGAGAUCGACCCUAGCCUGUCCAUGAGCCGGUCCCACGAGAAGGAGCAGAUCAAGAGCCUCAACAACCGCUUUGCAACCUUCAUAGAUAAGGUGCGCUUCCUGGAGCAGCAGAACAAGAUGCUUGAGACCAAGCUGGAGCUGCUGCAGGGCCAGGGGGUGGGCCGGUCCAACGUGGAGCCCCUGUUCGAGGCCUACAUGGCGGGGCUGAGGCGCCAAAUGGACCUGGUCAACAACGACAAGACCAAACUGGACGGGGAGCUGAGGAACAUGCAGAGCCUGGUGGAGGACUACAAACACAAAUACGAGGACGAGAUUAACAAGAGAAACAACCUGGAGAACGACUUUGUAAUCCUAAAGAAGGAUGUGGACUCGGCCUACUUGGUGAAGGCCGAUCUGGAGGAUAAGGUGGGAGCUCUGACUGAUGAAAUCAACUUCCUGCGUAACAUCUAUGAGGAGGAGCUGCGGGAGCUGCAGGCCAGCAUUAAGGACACGGCGGUGGUGGUGCAGAUGGACAACAGCCGCAGCCUGAACAUGGAGCAGAUCGUAGCCGAGGUCAAAGCCCAGUACGAGGAGAUCGCAGCCCGCAGCCGGGAGGAUGCCGAGGCCUGGUACAAGACCAAAUUCGACCAGAUGUCGGUGCAGGCGAGCCAGUACGGAGACGAGCUGCGCGUGGUGAAGGGCGACGUGGCCGAGGUCAACCGCCUGGUCAGCCGGCUGCAGAGCGAGAUCGAGGCGGUCAAGACUCAGCGUGGCAAUCUGGAGAACCAGCUGGCUGAAGCCGAGGAGCGUGGAGAGCUGGCUGUGAAAGAAGCCAAGGCCCGGACCAGAGACCUGGAGGACGCUCUGCAGAGGGCCAAACAAGACAUGGCCAGACAGCUCCGAGAGUACCAGGACCUGAUGAACUUGAAACUGGCCCUGGACAUUGAGAUCGCCACCUACAGGAAGCUGCUAGAGGGAGAGGAGGACAGAAUUGGACAUCAGUCCAUCCUCAACAUCCAGACCAUCUCCAACUACAGUACUAAAAGUACUAAUGGUUACCACAGCAACAGCUGCUCUCCUGCUCCAAAACUGCUGAUAAAGACGACUGAGACCCGAGGUCACUCCCACAGACACAGCCCUCACUGAGCGGACCCCCAGCAGGCAGCCAGUGGUGGGAUGGAGUGUAGUACUGCACAAUAGUACCACUUUGAGAGACUUUUAUUUUCUCUUCUUUUAAUGCUACUUCAUACUUCUAAGCCACUAUAUUUCAGAGAGAAUUGUUGUACUUUUUACUCCACUACAUUCAUCUGACGGCUUUAGUUACAUUACAGAUUCAGGUUUUUGCAUACAAAACAUAUGAAGAGCUUAUUAAAUAUGAUGGUUUGUUAAUAAUUACUACCCACUAAUAAGUACAGCUAAUCAAUUAGUCAAUCAACAGAAACUUAGCUGGUAACUAUUUGAUGUUGUAAGUUAUAGUGUGUAGUUUCCGUCUCCCCAUGAGGAAUUCUAAGUAAUGACCACACUGGCACGUCCACAUGAUACAAGCCUUCUGUGACUUACUUAUUCCACCACUGCAUGCAUGUACAUGUACUACUAUACACAAUUGUACACCCACAAUAAACAUGUGGACACACACACACCCACACACACACACUUUAUCAACAGGUGGCGCUAAAUGUGUGCGAUGACUGUUCAUUUCUAACUUUUAGUUAUUGAAGAAGAAUGGGGGAAAUCAUCUAAACAUGAAAAUUUAAGUAGUGGGAAUUAUUGUUACUAAUAUAAUUGAAUGUAUAUAUACAUAUUAACUGUUGUGUGUUGUGACCAUUUUGACUCGUACCCUAAAGGUGCUCUAAGAGAUGACACAUGUUUUCUAGGUUACAACAGUUUUUGUCACAUACAGCAUGUAAGAUGUAAAAAACAGCUCCUCACUAUCUGCUAGAUAAUAUAGAUAUAGACUAUCAGAACAACGGGACCUGUCGGUCCAUUUCUUUGACUGUCUAUCGGGGGGGGGGGGAGCAUUGAAAAUGCUUUGAACGUCAACAAGAAGUAACGUCACCCAACAUCUCUUAGAGCCCCUUUAAUUGAACUCAUUUUGGUUUCUACCAAACACUGUAGGAAUCUGCUCAAAUAGUUUCUAUGAUCAAUUAAUCUGGGGCCAGAUUAUUAAAAUGUUGUAGCCUUACAGUUUAUUUUGGGGAUAUCCUGUUAGAGGUGUGCUUAGAUAUGUAUUUUAUAUAUCGUUUUGUGCCAGUUCACACUUUUCCUCUGUAGGUCUUUGGUGGACAUUGUCUCCAUGCUGUUGUCAGACAAACGGCUGGUCUUUAUCUCCAGCCGUGCUCGUGGGCUUUAAGGUCCUUUAUUACUUUUCUGCUCUUGCUUCCACAAAUAAAAUGAGCAUAAAC
Molecule: messenger RNA, 2904 nt
Organism: Etheostoma spectabile (orangethroat darter)
Lineage: Eukaryota; Metazoa; Chordata; Actinopteri; Perciformes; Percidae
Product: keratin, type II cytoskeletal 8
Exons: 10
Coding region: 302-1648 (448 amino acids)
Biological process (GO): keratinization; intermediate filament organization
Cellular component (GO): keratin filament
Molecular function (GO): structural constituent of skin epidermis
Source: RefSeq, a predicted model, not a curated record